CCGUCCACCCUCUGGGCAUAGCUGUCUACGACGAUUACAAGGCGAUUUUGCGUGUUCUGAAAAGCUGGAAAUCAUUUCCGCGAGUUUUGUGUUUUGCACGGAGGAAAACGACGAAAUUCGUACGUUCUGCUCACGGAGCCCGUGAAGUCGCGACCGCGAGAGCACAAAGCGAAAUCCUUUAGCAACAACAACACCAAAAGCAGACGGAACACUCAGCAAGAUGGUGCUGGAAAGUACGAUGGUCUGCUUCGAUAAUAGCGAUUAUCAGCGCAACGGAGACUACUUCCCGACUCGGCUGAACGCACAAAAGGAUGGCGUUAAUUUGGUGUGCCUGUCGAAGGUGCGCUCGAACCCCGAAAACAACGUCGGACUCAUGACACUCUCGAACACGACGGAGGUGCUGGCCACGCUCACGAGCGAUGUCGGUCGCAUCCUUUCCAAGCUGCAUCUGGUCAACCCGAACGGUAACAUCAACCUGAUGACGGGCCUACGUAUCGCACAUCUGGUGCUGAAGCACCGCCAGGGCAAGAACCACAAGAUGCGCAUCGUGGUGUUCGUCGGUUCUCCGGUGGUGCACGAUGAGGCAGAACUGGUGAAACUGGCGAAGAAGCUGAAGAAGGAGAAGGUGAACGUGGACAUUGUCAGCUUCGGCGAUCACCAGAAGAACAAUGACACGUUUACGGCGUUCGUGAACGUGCUGAAUGGAAAGGACGGCACCGGAUCGCACUUGGUGUGCGUUCCGCGCGGUUCCGUCUUCUCGGAGGCGCUCAUCUCAUCGCCAAUCAUACAAGGAGAAGAUGGUAGCGGCGGUGCCGGGCUCAGUGGAGCCGGAUUCGAGUUCGGCGUCGAUCCAAACGAAGAUCCCGAGUUGGCGCUCGCUUUGCGCGUUUCGAUGGAAGAGCAACGUCUGCGACAGGAAGAGGAACAACGUCGUGCGACGGCCAACAGUGCGGCCGACAGUGGCACUUCGGGCACUGCGGGAACAGAAGCUGCUGCUGGGGCUGCCGUAGCAGGCUCAUCGGCAGCAGGAGCUGCGGCAGCGGCUGUUGCAAGCAGCAGUGCCGGUGCCGCUCGGUCGGCCACGGAGCCACACUCGGAGGAAGCGAUGCUGGAGCGGGCGCUAGCACUAUCCACGGAAAUGGCCGAUGAUUCGAUGCCGGACUUUGCCAACAUGACUGAGGAGGAGCAGAUUGCGUUUGCGAUGCAGAUGUCCAUGCAGGAUGCCCAGGAACCGAUCUCGCAGCCGGCCAAACGACAGAAGCAGGAAGACACGGCGAUGGACGUGGAUGAUGUGAUCGAGAUCGUUGGGGUAUCACCGGCCGAUCUUAUGAGCGUACUGGAGAACCUUCCCGGUGUCGAUCCCCACUCAGAGGCAGUACGCAACGCGGUCGGCUCGCUUAACCGUGGCAAGAAACCGGAAGACAAGGAUAAGGAUGGAUCGGAGGGCAAAAAGUAAGCGUACUGCUACAUGUCCUCCUCACCCGUUGCCCUUUUCUUUUUAUCUUUUGUGUGUUUUUUUCGUGCGUCUGGUUCCGUUUACUGCGAACAGAAUGCAGAUUUGCUUACCGAAAUUCCCGAAACAAAAAUUAUUGGAUAAGUUACACUUGCAUAAGCACUCGUAACCGAAGGAGUUCGUCGGACCGGGUCGGAUUCAUUUGUAAACCGGUUCCAUGCUCUUUUGCGAACGCCGACGGCGAUAUGUCAUUUAAUACAAUGUAAUGAACGAAUAA
Anopheles darlingi is the source of this 1730-nucleotide messenger RNA. RefSeq names its product 26S proteasome non-ATPase regulatory subunit 4 (gene Rpn10). The record is from RefSeq and is a predicted model, not a curated record. Gene Ontology annotation, cellular component: nucleus; cytosol; proteasome regulatory particle, base subcomplex. The transcript has 2 exons. Bases 221 to 1456 code for a protein of 411 amino acids. NCBI's taxonomy places the organism in Eukaryota, Metazoa, Arthropoda, Insecta, Diptera, Culicidae. Gene Ontology annotation, molecular function: polyubiquitin modification-dependent protein binding. Gene Ontology annotation, biological process: proteasome-mediated ubiquitin-dependent protein catabolic process.